Molecule: messenger RNA, 1032 nt
Organism: Colletotrichum fioriniae
Lineage: Eukaryota; Fungi; Ascomycota; Sordariomycetes; Glomerellales; Glomerellaceae
Molecular function (GO): monooxygenase activity; iron ion binding; oxidoreductase activity, acting on paired donors, with incorporation or reduction of molecular oxygen
Source: RefSeq, a predicted model, not a curated record
AUGCUCCGUAUGCUUGGCAUCCUAACCGCCAGAGUCAUGAUAGAUGGUGAUGCCCCCCACAACGAGACUUGGGUCACUCUGACCACCGAGUACUUACAUGCUGGGGUGAGACACGCGCAUGCCUUGAAGUUCUGGCCCCCGAUGCUGAGGCCGCUCGUUCAUCGAUUUGUGUCAGGGUACGCCGAGGUUGAGAGGCAACUCAGCCUCGGAAGGUCGAUAGUUGUCAACGCUAUCCGCAAAAUUGAUGAGCGAGAGAAGACCGGAGUACCAGAGCCUCAGCCAACGAGUGUGCUUUACCAUAUGUCUCGUAAGGCACCAGGUACUUCUUCCGCGGUCAUUGACAUGCAUCUCAAGGAGCAAAUGAAUCUUGCUGUCGGAGGAAUACACACCACCUCUGCCGUGCUCACCCAAACGCUAUUUGAACUUUCGGCACAUCCAGAGUAUAUACCAGAGUUGAGGAAAGAGGUGAUUGAUACUUUGGUCAAAUUCGAUGGGGCGUUUUCGAAAGCUGCUUUGUGGGAUAUGCACAAGUUGGACAGUUUCAUUCGGGAGACUCAUCGCCUGAACUCGCCAAACCUGACAACUCUACAGAGACGCGCUAUCCAGGAUGUCACCCUCUCCGACGGCACCUUCAUCCCGAGUGGAACAAAGCUCGAGCUCCCCACGUUCGCCAUCCACCGUGAUAGCGAAUUCUUCGAUGACGCUACUGAAUUCGACGGUUACAGAUUCUUGAAGUUGCGCCAGGGAGAUGACAAAGAUGGCGGAAAGCAUCACUACGUCAGCGCUCGUAGGGACAUGUUGGGCUGGGGUUUAGGCAAGACGGCGUGUCCUGGGCGAUUCUUAGCUGAUAUCGAGAUCAAGCUGAUUGUCGCAUUCAUCCUGAUGAACUACGAUAUCAAGAACCCGGACGGCCAAGGCAGACAUGCGCAUGUUCAUUUCGAGAAUCAGGUUUUCCCUGAUCCGGUCAACCCGGUACUAAUGAAGAAGAUUUCGCGCGAGGACAUUGACGAAAAUGGUCAUGUUAGACAGUAG